AUGCGGCGGAAAAUCCAGUCGCUCAUCGUCGGAUAUGGCGUGCCGGCCAUCUGGUUCACCAUCAACCCGAACGACAUUACGAACCCGGUGAAGCUGCGACUGGCGGCAUACCGCACACGCGAUCCCGACGCGGCCGAGGAGUUCUUAGAAGGCCUUGGGGAUGCGUAUAAGCGGGCACGGCUGGCGAUAUCGGAUCCCAUGAGCUCGGCCGUGUUCUUCCACCGCGAGAUGAAGCUGUUCUUCGAUCAUUACGUGAAGGUCGGUGAAGAGUCGGUAUUCGGGCGCAUCGGCAAGUACUAUGGCGCCGUGGAGACGAACGAACGAGGGGCGCUUCAUGUUCACGGCUUGCUCUGGCUGCACGGGAACGCGCAUCUCAGCUCGAUGCUUGCCGACAUCCACGGGGAGGAUCAGGCGGCGUAUCGCGAGCGAAUCGUCCGAUACAUCGAUAGCGUCUUCUCAGAGGCGCCAUGGAGGUUAGUCGACAAGACCGCCCUCACGGCAGACGGGGUGCUGCAGAUCCGGAGGACACACAGCAUGGUCAAUCGAUGGAACGAGGCUAUUGCUGUCGGGCUCCGGCACAACCAUGAUAUUUCCUUCAUUGCGACGCAGCGCAAGACAAUGGCCCUCAUCUAUUAUGUCACGAACUACGCGACCAAGGUGGAGGACCCGGUGUGGAAGCGUGUGGCGGCCGCGGCCGAGCUCCUGGCCGCCUCAACAGGGAACAGGACGCGACAGUUCCUGAUGAGAGUGGCGAACCGCGUGUUCACGGAGCGUCCGCUAUCACAGGUCGAGGUCGUCGCUCACCUUCUCGGAUAUCCGGCCGAGUUCACCGACAGCAGCGCGUGGGCGUACCUGAACUGUUCUCUGCUGUACUGGGAAGUCUUUCGGCGAUGGCGGCAUCUCCGAGAAGCCAGUGGCGCUGCGGCUACGGAUGACACCUUGGAUGAGUCGGUGCUCAGGCGGCCGGGCAAGCACGCUACCGUCUGCCUCGACGGCUACCUGAGCAAGGACUUCACCUACGAUGACGAGUCGUGCUACCGGAGGGCAGCCGUGCAGCAUCUUGCGCUGUUCGUGCCGUGGGAGUCCUUCCUGGGCGAAGGAACAGGUGAGAUCAACAGCAUCUGGGCGCGGGCUCGAGACGCUAUGGCCCCGAGAAUAUCAUGUCUGGUCGACAACGUGCAGCUGCUUCGACGAUCCGCCGAAGACGCAAAACGCGACGCCAAGCAAUGGGCAGCCUCGUCCGGCGAUGGCGACCCGACGGUCGCACACGUCGAGGAGGGUGGAGCAGGCGAGGCGGGCGCGGAGUCUGCAGCGACAUAUCAGCCCAACAGCAUCGGAGACGCAACGCGGCUCAUCGACGUCGUCCGAGGUGCAGUGGGAGCGAAUCAGGUGACGGCCAAGUCGCCGGAGCUCAUGGCAAUGAUACAGCAGCUCUGUCGGUUUCAGCAAUCGGCGCUGCGCUCGACGGCCGAGCUCGAGGCCACGGCGCUGAUCGAACGAGGGAGAGGCGGUUAA
Messenger RNA from Hirsutella rhossiliensis, 1515 nucleotides. RefSeq names its product PIF1 protein. Bases 1 to 1515 code for a protein of 504 amino acids. The transcript is spliced from 5 exons. NCBI's taxonomy places the organism in Eukaryota, Fungi, Ascomycota, Sordariomycetes, Hypocreales, Ophiocordycipitaceae. The record is from RefSeq and is a predicted model, not a curated record.